Onychomys torridus (southern grasshopper mouse) is the source of this 3136-nucleotide messenger RNA. RefSeq names its product family with sequence similarity 221 member B (gene Fam221b). Bases 13 to 1440 code for a protein of 475 amino acids. The transcript has 7 exons. NCBI's taxonomy places the organism in Eukaryota, Metazoa, Chordata, Mammalia, Rodentia, Cricetidae. The record is from RefSeq and is a predicted model, not a curated record.
AGGAGUUUGGAGAUGGAAGCAAAUGAGACCACAGAAGACCCUCAGGCCACCCCGGGUGCAAGUGAAAGCUCUUCUUCGAAGAAGCCCUCCGCUGAAGACUUGCAGGAGCCCACUAGUCCUAACAGUCCCUUGGAGCUUUCCAGCUCACAGACAUCUUUACAGCCUCCUGCCACCGACACCCUUUUUGUGACAUCUCCUUUGCCGAAUCCUGAGACUGAGGCCUCUGAGGACCUCCAGGAACCCUCUGGCUCUGGAAGUACUUUGAAGUCCCACACCACCAAGCUUCCUCCUGAAUCACCCCAGGGUUCCUCUGAAAGCUUUUUAAACUCUCCCCAGUCCGUGACCUCUCUAGAAAAAGCCAUCACCGAGAUCCCUUUGGAGGACACUGCAAAUGAGAUUCAUAUCUCUAAGGUCCGAAACAAUGCUCUUCAGCUCUCACGAAAGAAGGAUGUCCCUGCGACUUCCCAUAGGCUUUAUUCUGAUGCAGGUCCAGGGACCCAGCUCCCUGAAUCCGAGCACUCUCCAAAGUACUCCUUUGCAGGACCUUCCACCCAGGCCAACGUGGACACGUCUUCAAAGUGGGAGGAAACAGAGGAAGAUGAGCUGAUAGUGGGUACUAGUUACAACACUGCUCAAGCAGCCAAGCCUGAGCCUCAUGCGAGCAAGAAGAAGGAGAAAAGAGUUGGUUAUGCAAGCCACCCAGUGGUCCCUGCUAAGCGGGCAGAGCUGAUAAAUGUGCCUAAGCCAAUGCACAGAGAACAAUUUGGUGCCCGGGUGAAAAAUCUUUUCCAGUGGGAAAAGGAUUCAGCCCUGAAGGCCAUCCAGACAGGUCUCUAUAUUGGCUGGCGCUGCCCCCAUUACUUAUGGGACUGUUUCCGGAUUGGAGAUGAGUCCAAAUGCUUUUGUGGACAUUUGUUGAAAGAACACCAGAUCAUCUCAGAUCUGUCGGUGCCCUGCAGCGUGAGUCAGUGCAGGUGCCUCAUGUUUUGUUUCAUCCCGUCACGCCCAGAGGAGGUAGGUGAGUUCUGGCUUAAGAGACGGGCCACCUUUGAUCCCAAAGCGUGGAGAGCCCAGUGUCGCUGUAAACACACGCACCAAGAGCACGCAGCCACCGGAGCGCAUCCCUGCAGGCACCGCGGCUGUUGCUGUAGCCGUUUUGAGUCGAAUUUCCUCUGUGCGGCCUGUGACCGGCGCUGGGAGGAACACGAGACUUUCUUCGAGAAUGAAGAGACCAGGCGAAGAGGCGGGAGACCUUACGGAGCAGACUAUGUGCCUUUUGCAGAGAUGCCUGCCCUCCGAGAUGCCAUCCUCACCAACUCUGACCUCGAGGCCCUCCAGAUGCAGGGUGUCUCUGGCCUCCCCAGCUCUCACCCUAGAUCCCUUGCACCCCCUGGUCCAAGUAACCUCCAGCCUGGCCCUAAACCUGACUCCCAUCCCUGACCCUUUCACCUCUGCUCUUCCCUCCUCCAGGGACAAACACUGUCAACAGCUGGCGCAGGCCUUUCUGAGCCUGGCCAAGAGCAACAAUAAAGUGGAAGCCAAUUGAAUCGGACCUGGCUCUCUAUGGGACAGGUAGCGUCAAGACUCAAUUUAGAGUCAGCUCUAACUACAGGCAACAGACAGCACCAAGCAGAGUGGAGGCUGCCUCCAACCAUCUUCCUCUGUCAUGGCCGCAUCCAAGCCACCGGCCCUGACACUAGGAGACUAGCUUCUAGAGAGCCAAGGAAGGGGAGUUUUCAAGAAUAGAAUAGGCAGGGAUUUCAGAUGUAGCUGGGGUUCCAUAAGGCAAAGACAUUGCAAUUAGUAAGUCGUUGGAGACUUUGGAUGGUGUGGUUUCACACGGGCAUGGUGGUAAACACCAAAUAGCCAUGAAUUUGAAGGAGUCUCUUCAAGGAGCUUGGGUAAGAAGUAGAAGAAAGAAAGCAGACAGUACCCAGGCUGUAGAUCAAGGAAGCAACUUUUUAAGAAGGAAAGGAGGAAGAGGCCCAUAUACAAACAGAUCCUGAAGGAUGCAGAAGGGAGGAGAGAUGCUUGAUGGGACAAGAUCCCAGACAUGGAGGAAAGAGAGAAUGAGGUCAAGGCCGAGGUGAAGGUAUUUGCUCUGAUGAAGAGAAACUUCAUUUCGUAAGACAUUUCAAAGAAGGGAGUGUGAGCUGCAGGAAGUGGGACCUCCCAGAAGUUCCCCCUCUGGUGACAUCUAUAUUCUCUGUGAAGCAAGGAAGGGGUUAGUGGGGAGUAAGAGACUGGGAGAGAAAGGUGAGCGUUGGGGAAGGCUUGUGGGGAAUCAGAGAAAAUCAUGAUGAGAGCAAAGUUUAGGAUUUAGUGUGGUUGGAAGUGAGAAUCCACUUAGAGAAGAGAGGCAAAACUAUUUAGACUAAUGGGCACUGAUGGGAUGGUGCCAGAACAGUGAGGGAAAGAAGGAAAAGAAACGGCUGUAAGAAGUGAAGGGAUGCUGUGCCACACGAGGAGCAGUGACGCCAGGGAAUGAGAGCUAUCAGAGGAAUAAGAAGUCUCUAGCAGGCUCAGGAGCAGCUGCACUGGCGUGGACUGCAGCUCAGGAGACAGUGGUUGGGGUCUGCAGAGUAUGCAGUGUUCAGGGAGUAGCUGCAGGUGAUGGCCAGUGUUUGGAAGAAAGCGGCUGCCGUCAGUGUGAAAUUGUGAAUGCCAGACAUUGUGAAUGUCACAGAACCCCCUAGGUGAUUUUGUGACCAUGGGACGGAUUGACGCUGGUGGGCUUGUGAUGCUGGGUUCCCUCUUGCGGCCUCAGUUGCUAGAUCUAUGAGACAGGAAUAACCUGUGUUGCCUACACUCUAUGAAAACCCCAAGAAAUGUCCAGCUUCAAAGCUUGGUGCUUCCUAGAUUUCUACCCUCUUCUCAUCCCAGCUCUACUGAUCUCUUGCUCUUCUCUGGAGCGUCUCACAUCUCGGGCUCAGGGGCAAGGUGAUCCCACAUUUCCUGAUAUUUAGAAAGGCCAUCUGCCUUUGCAAAGGAAGGAAUGCAGCCUAGAUUUCUAGGACCCCAGGGCAAAAUCAUAUGAUCACAUAUAAACCCUGGGAAGAAUUGAAAGGGCUUUCUGAUAAUAUAUCUGUGUAAAAGAGAGUGUGCUAAUUCCAGAAGUUUCUCAACAUUGAUUGUA